This is a messenger RNA of Uloborus diversus, 822 nucleotides long. RefSeq names its product V-type proton ATPase subunit H-like. The coding region runs from base 1 to 822 and encodes 273 amino acids. Gene Ontology annotation, biological process: proton transmembrane transport. Gene Ontology annotation, molecular function: proton-transporting ATPase activity, rotational mechanism. NCBI's taxonomy places the organism in Eukaryota, Metazoa, Arthropoda, Arachnida, Araneae, Uloboridae. The record is from RefSeq and is a predicted model, not a curated record. The transcript has 5 exons. Gene Ontology annotation, cellular component: lysosomal membrane; vacuolar proton-transporting V-type ATPase, V1 domain.
AUGCUGAAACAAGUGGGCCAAUUUCAGCAUGCUACUGAAAGGAAGGGAGAGUCUUCAGCAACCUACACCCGAGAAACUGAAGGCAAGGAGCAGCCGGGACCUUCCGCCAAACUCGAGGAGACCAUCAUCGAUGUAACAGGCUACAUCGAGCAGAAGGUGGAGGAGAUUCGAGCCAAGAGUCAUGUCAACUGGUUGCCCUACUACAAGGCGGGCCUCAUCACGCAGAAGGACUACUCCUUUAUAACGGGGUUCCAGCACACAAGGUCACGUGAGGAGCGGGACCUGCUCAUCGAUUAUUUUAAGGAACAGGGCUUCCAAUCUUUCGUGGUGGUGGUUCGCCGCGUGUGUCUGGUCGAAGAGAUCCAAAAGUUCUUGGUGCUGAUAGACGACAUGCUGAAGGAGGACCUAUCGAGGGUGGACAACUUUAAACCCGAAGAGACCCACCCCUGGAGGCCGUUCUCGGACCUGUUGUCCUGCACCGACCCUUUCGUCAGCAACAUGGCCGGCAGGAUCGUCGCCAAGCUGAUCACGGGCGGCAAGGGUCGGCCCGAGCGGCCGGACCGGGAGUUCUACAUGAGCUGGAUCAAGGACGGGCUGCGCCACGACAACCGGUACCUGAACUCGGUGUCCCGCUGCCUGAGCCGGAUGCUCCGGGUCGACGAGUACCGGCGCCAGUUCAUGGCCAUGAACGGCGUCUUCCGAAUCGUCCAGCUGCUGUCGAGCGGGAUCCGGCCCCAGGCGCAGUACAUGUUCUGCUUCAACCUGUGGCUCGCCUCCUUCAGUCCCUCCGUCACGGAGAAGUUGAGCAGGUGGGACUCUUAG